UUGUAUCCAACAUAGGCUCUUUGACAGUACCGCCAAACUAACUUACGUUGUAUAUUUGUCACAUAUUUGGACACAUGUAUGCUUUUUCAGUGUGUUGUGGCUGUUUGAUAGGAGUAAUUCGUUUAGAUGUUUUGUUCCGAAAAGUCACGGGAAGGCGUAAGUUAGCGGAUGUGGCUAACUUGAGCUAACACUAGUUAGCCACUCGUUCACGUGUUGCUGUUAUGAAUUAUUGCCGUGCUUUGGUUUGCGUAUUUGAAAGGUUCACCACAGUUUAGUGUUACGAUGGAGAUGUUAAUCUCCGACAAUCUGAAUGUAAACCAGCAUAUGUUAUCCCUCUGUGGAAAAGUAACGAUAUUUAGCUGUAAACGUGUGUCUGACUUGAUGUUCUGCAGCUUUAGUUAUAAACAUGAAGAGAACAGAUUCGUAAGAGCAUCCGAUGGAGCAGCUGUCAUCAGCAGAAAAAGUUCCACGCGUGUGGUCAUCGUGAAAUGUCAGUGUGCCACAGAUCUCCGAAAAAGGGCUGCAACACAGUGCGUGUUAGUCGCCAAAAGAAGUCAGAAAAGUGAGAGUUUUCACUAUGUUCUUCUCACAGUGGGCAGCUCCGGACUUGAGCCCCACAUUGAGUUUAAACUCCCGUAUCGAAUCAGGGACAGUGUGUCCAUCCUUCAGGGGCCCACAGUGCUGUGGAGCCACGCAGGUAAUGUGUUCUACAUGUCCCUUCAAGCCGGACAGGUGAGACAGAUUCCCAUGCAGCUGUCCCACAGUGUUUGUGGAGAACUUCCCCUUCAGAAAGCUCAGAUAUUCAUUCUAGGGAAGCAAAAUCUUACCAAAGAGCAGGUCAGCAGCACGGUUGGGAGCCAGACAUUGGGAUAUUUUCUCGAGAACGGAGAUCUGUUUGACAGCAGUAUGCUUUUACCGCAUCCUUACAUUUCCAUUACUCAGUGCAUCAUAGUGCUCUCAGCUGAAAAAGAAUACAGCAGGCUCAGGACUGCAGUGGUUGCAGCAACGUCUAAACAACAGCUCGUUUAUUUUGAGAACGGAAUAGUAAAAGAUGUCUGUCGGCUCCCUUUUGAGCAUCCUGAAGCUAUUCAGUUGGCUAACACAGGAAGAAAUGGCUGCCUGUUUGUCGUCUGGUUUCACCAGGGGCAUGUCUGUGCCGUACGCAAGGAUACAUUUCAGGUAGCCUCCCAUUGGUCCGGCGUCAGUUCUGUCCACGUAGAUGACUUUGUGGGAUGUGGAACAGACCAGAUCCUGCUUGUUUUUGGGGAUCAGUCGGUAACAGGACGUUGGUUGGAUAAUUUCCUCAUCACAGACCUGUGCGGCAUUUCGUAUUCUCGUGGUCAGGACAAUGGAGUAGCAGAGACACCGCCUCCUCCAGCAGAAAAUCAUCUCCUCACUCUUCGAGCUUUAGAGUCCAGGCUACAGAGUGGGUUAACAGUGCUUCAGGACCUUCAGAGAGAAGUCCGGGUAAAGGACAGGGUUCUAAUGCAGUCGAUUCGAGCGCUUACUGAUGUGGUCUCAGACAAAGAACCGACGCUCACCCAGCAUGAAGAGGAAAGCCUGAUUGCUCUGUGGGACGAUGAUGAUGAGUCAAAGGAUGACGUCUCGGUUGACAGGACACAAGAGAUGCCAGCAGCGUCUUCAAAUCCUCAAGUUGACAAGCUAUGGCAUCGUGUCAUAGAGGGCCGAGUGAUUGUGGGAGUGAUACUAGCGACCAACAGCUCUACACCGGUGGCCAGUGUGAGUUUAUCCGUCCUGACAGAGAUGGGCCAGAGCUCAGCGCCUGCGGUCAUCCAGACCCACAGCCAAGUGUUCUGGCUUACCACUCUCAGCGCCUCCUCCUUUCCCUCUUCCUCACCCUCAGAGCCUGUAGCCAAAAGAAGCAGGCGGCACAGCGCCGGCAGACCCGGUGAUCUCAGCACAUGCGGACUGGCUGUGACUGCUGUGACCAGCCUGACACCUCUGCUGAACUCUGGAUGUGUCAAGUGCCAUGUCCUGCUCCAUUAUGUCCACCACACGCGUGAUUCCUUUGGUCUUGUGAGCAAUACAAAACCAGCGGUUCUACAUUGUGGUCAUGUAGCUUUACACAGCCGCAGCUAUUUCCAAACCCAACUGCUGACAGACCCGAAACUCAAAACAGGUGAGGUUAAGGAGGACUUUCUGAGUCUGUUGGCAGUGCUGGAUCAGUGGGUUUUUCUCGUAGACUCUCCCGACCACAGCUUGGGUGACAUCGAUGACUGGAUGGAGAAAAGAACAGCUUCUGUGAGAAUAGCCGUGAGCCCAGAGUAUCUGCUGUUCAACUCCUCGCAACUGUCUGACCUCAUGCUGCUGCGCUGGAAUCAGAUAACACCAUUCCAAGGAGAGCUGUCAGUGCACAGCAGACUGUCCAAUCCCUGUGCUACUCUGCUUCUACGACCAUGAUCCUCGGGCUCAUCUGCCCAGAAUCCCAGCUCACCUGACCCAGCCUGGACCAGACCUGGGUCCCAGUGGGCUACCCGUCCUCACACAGCUCAAUUCUGAUUGACAGAUUCUGCGUAUGUCCCAAGCAUCACAACACAACAACACAGGAAGUCAGCAGCCGGCGGUCUCACCACAGGGCCACGAUCCAUCAGGUCACUGUGUUCCCUGCUGCGAGCACAAAACGGAAAUCUCUGCAUAAUUUUAAAGUCUAUUUCCUGUUUGAGAUUGUUCUUUUAAUGUGUUAUUUGACAUAACCCUGCUGAAUGAACAGAAACACAAAGCUUUGGUGAAGAGUGAUUUCAGUCCUGACAAGACAAUCACAAUUGACUUGAUGUAGGUUACGUUAAAGGGGUCAUGUUGUGAGAAAUGAAUUUGACCUAUGUGUUACAGUUGCCAUAUUUUCCGGACUAUUAGUCACACAGGAGUAUUAGUCGCAUCUGUCCAAAAAUGCAUCAAGAAGAGGAAAAACAUAUAUAAAUUUCACCCAUCUACAACUCGU
Molecule: messenger RNA, 2959 nt
Organism: Thalassophryne amazonica
Lineage: Eukaryota; Metazoa; Chordata; Actinopteri; Batrachoidiformes; Batrachoididae
Gene: fancb
Product: FA complementation group B
Exons: 8
Coding region: 283-2421 (712 amino acids)
Biological process (GO): replication-born double-strand break repair via sister chromatid exchange; negative regulation of double-strand break repair via homologous recombination; interstrand cross-link repair
Cellular component (GO): Fanconi anaemia nuclear complex
Source: RefSeq, a predicted model, not a curated record